Messenger RNA from Dictyostelium discoideum AX4, 846 nucleotides. RefSeq lists its product as hypothetical. NCBI's taxonomy places the organism in Eukaryota, Evosea, Eumycetozoa, Dictyosteliales, Dictyosteliaceae. The record is from RefSeq and is a predicted model, not a curated record. The coding region runs from base 1 to 846 and encodes 281 amino acids. The transcript is spliced from 4 exons. Gene Ontology annotation, biological process: Golgi vesicle transport.
AUGUCAGAUCCACUAUCAAACCCAACCAUAAAUACAACGAAUGUAGGAGGUCAAACAACCACACAGAAUACAAUAGGAGGGGUUGGAGGUGGAAAAUCAAACUCAGUGGGCACCCCAUAUACAACACCAUUACAAACAUCAGCAUAUACAACAGCAAAUUCACUAUCAGCUACAAACUCACCAAUACCAAAUCACCAUAUGAUAAAUAGUAAUAGUUCAAAUAACCUUAGUGGUAUGGUAACACCUGGUGGUGCAGGUUUACAACAACAACAAUCUUCAAUAACAUCAUCAACAAAUAAUUUAGGAUUAUUAGGACAACAACAACCACAACAACAACAACAACAAACAUUAUUACAACCAUUUACAACUCAGUCUAGAUUAAUUAGUGCAAGUUGUUUUGAAUUUUUUUAUAUAGAAAUGAUAGAUUGCAUUAUGAAAUCAUCAUCAGAUAAACAACAAGCUCAUAAGAAAUUAGAUAAAUUAGGAUUUAAAGUUGGUCACAGAUUAGUAGAAAGAUUAUCAUUAGAUACAGCAUUAUUCCCUGAAUUAUUAGAUGCGGUUAAAUUCAUUUGUAAAGUUUUUUGGACAACAGUUUUUAAGAAAACUAUUGAUGGUUUAAAAACUAAUCAUAAAGGUGGUGUAUUUGUAUUAACAGAUUCUAAAUUUCAAUGGUUACAACAUUUAUCAUUUGAUUCAUCAGCUAGUAAUAAAGAUUGUUCAGAAUAUGUUCAAUUUACAGCAGGUUUAAUUAAAGGUGCAAUGUCAAAUUUUGGUUUUAAAUGUAUUGUUACUUUUGAUAUUCAACAAGUUAGCACAUGUGUAUUUACAAUUAAAAUAGAAUCAUAA